Molecule: messenger RNA, 267 nt
Organism: Adineta steineri
Lineage: Eukaryota; Metazoa; Rotifera; Eurotatoria; Adinetida; Adinetidae
Source: the annotation of a GenBank genome assembly
AUGGCACACACUAUCCAGUGUUCUGCUAUUCGAUUCGACGAGGAUCUUGAUGAUCGUGUUGAACGUGCUGAUAGCGAUGAUAUUGAUGAUCGUAUUGAACGUGAUGACAGCAAUGAUAAUGCCCGCCGAGAUCUUGGUGGAAUCGUCGAAUGCACCGAACAAUGUACCAAAUGGCAAAUGUGUCGAGUAAAAUGUCUGUUUAGUUUCUUCUGCAAAUGUAAUCAACCAUCGGGAUGUGAUUGUAGUAAAUUCAUAUGGGAACAUUAG